Molecule: messenger RNA, 774 nt
Organism: Hibiscus syriacus
Lineage: Eukaryota; Viridiplantae; Streptophyta; Magnoliopsida; Malvales; Malvaceae
Product: protein CURVATURE THYLAKOID 1B, chloroplastic-like
Exons: 7
Coding region: 71-589 (172 amino acids)
Cellular component (GO): chloroplast thylakoid membrane; thylakoid
Source: RefSeq, a predicted model, not a curated record
CUCUUUUCAAAUAUAAUAUCCAUCACAUAAACCCAACCUGCUUCAUUUCUUCCAUUUCAAACCACAAGCCAUGGCUUCUGCUUCCUCCACUUCAUUAUCACUCUCCUCCUCCUCUACCUUCGUUGAUGCCAAGGCUUUAGCUCGUCAAAAACCUCUUGCUUCAUCCCCACAAUGUCUCACUCUUCCUCCAAGAACCCAUAUUCGUCUCUCCAAGAACACUGUUUACUAUCGAAAGAUGGCACGGAAUGUGGUGGCUAUGGCCACAGGAACCGAGACUCCAACGGAACUGGUAACAACAACAACAACCGAGACGACGGAGAUUACCAAGAUAGUUCAAGAAGCCUGGGAUAAAGUUGAGGACAAGUAUGCUGUGAGUACACUUGCUUUUGUCGUUAUAGUUGCCCUAUGGGGCUCUACUGGAAUAGUCUCGGCAAUUGACAGGCUUCCUUUGAUUCCUGUCAUUCUGGAGCUCGUCGGUAUCGGUUACACCGCGUGGUUUGCCUACAAGAACCUUAUUUUCAAACCGGACAGGGAAGCUCUGUUUCAGAAAAUAAGCGACACAUACAAAGAAAUAACAGGAAGCAGUUGAGAAUGAUGCUGAGAUGAGGUGUUGCAGGGCAUCAACUAGUGGGAGUUAGUUUGCUUCAUUUUGUUAGCACAAAUUUUCUGACCAGAAUAAGACGAUGUGUUUUGGUAUUUUGUGAUGAGCAAAUUGAAAUGCAUGUAUAUUUUUUAUUUCCCCUGCUAUAUAGAAAUACUCUCGGAUGCUAGUAA